This is a messenger RNA of Harpia harpyja (harpy eagle), 821 nucleotides long. It is a transcript of the gene BARX1, whose product is annotated as BARX homeobox 1. Gene Ontology annotation, cellular component: nucleus. NCBI's taxonomy places the organism in Eukaryota, Metazoa, Chordata, Aves, Accipitriformes, Accipitridae. The record is from RefSeq and is a predicted model, not a curated record. Bases 2 to 745 code for a protein of 247 amino acids. Gene Ontology annotation, molecular function: RNA polymerase II transcription regulatory region sequence-specific DNA binding; DNA-binding transcription factor activity, RNA polymerase II-specific. Gene Ontology annotation, biological process: regulation of transcription by RNA polymerase II. The transcript is spliced from 4 exons.
GAUGCAGCACCCGCUGGAGCUGGGGGCCGCGCACUACUUCCCGGCCGAAGCCUUCCCCGACCACCGCUCGCACCGCUACCGCAGCUUCAUGAUCGAGGAGAUCCUCACCGACCCCCCGGACGCCAAAGGGGCCGCGCCGGCCGGGGAGCUGCUCAAGUUCGGGGUGCAGGCGCUGCUCUCCGCCCGGCCCUACCACAACCACCUCGCGGUGCUGAAGGCGGAGCCGGCCGCCGUGUUCAAGUUCCCGCUGGCUCCCUUGGGCUGCUCGGGGCUGGGCUCGGCGCUGCUGGCCGCCGGCUCGGGGCUGCAGGGCGGCUCCGCCUCGCCCCAUCUCCCGCUGGAGCUGCACCUCCGCGGCAAGCUGGAGCCGGGCCCCCCGGAGCCGGGCAGCAAGGCCAAGAAGGGGCGCCGGAGCCGCACCGUCUUCACCGAGCUGCAGCUCAUGGGGCUGGAGAAGCGCUUCGAGAAGCAGAAAUACCUCUCCACGCCCGACAGAAUAGACCUGGCCGAAUCGCUGGGGCUUAGCCAGCUCCAGGUGAAAACCUGGUACCAGAACAGGCGCAUGAAAUGGAAGAAAAUAGUGCUGCAGGGGGGCGGCCUGGAGUCCCCCACCAAGCCCAAGGGCCGCCCCAAGAAGAACUCCAUCCCCAGCAGCGAGCAGCUCUCGGAGCAGGAGCGAGCCCGGGACGCCGAGAAGCCGCCCGAGAGCCUGGGCUCGCCGGCCGAGGUCAGCCAGGAGGAGUGAGGGUCCCCGCCCGGCCCCACCGCCGCCGGCCCCGGCCGCCCCCCGCCGGGCGCUGCCCGCCGAGCCCGCCGCCGGC